AUGCUCAAGUUUGUAGACAACAAACUAAGUUCAAAAAUUGGAAUGAAAUUUAAAGUAUGGGAUUGGCAGAUACCAGAAUUAUAUGGAAUAGUUUUGGGAAUGUUUGUAAAACUUGGACUAAAGAAUACUCUUGGGAUUCGUAAAUCUGAAAUGUUGGAUUUUAUUAUCGAUGUUGAAAAAGGCUAUUUCAAAACUUCCUAUCAUUCUUUUUAUCAUGCUGUCGAUGUAGUGGCUGUCCUUUAUUAUAUUCUUACCGACUUGGGUGCUGCAAAAUAUCUAACUUCUUUGGAUGCAAUCUGCUUACUUAUAGCCGGUUUAUGUCAUGACAUAGGUCACGUUAAUGCACGAACAGAUCUCGCUAUUAGAUAUAAUGAUCAAUCAGUAUUGGAAAAUCAUUCUUGUACUCUUACAAUGGACAUUAUAACAAACCAUGGACUUUUUCGCAAUGUACAUUCUUGUAGUAACGAAUAUUUGGGUUGUGAUCCAAAAAAUGUUGAUAUCGUUCUCAAAGAUUUAAUAACUAAAACUAUCUUGGCAACCGACAUGUCUUAUCACUUUGAUUUAUUAGAAUCUUUACAUAAUAUGAUAAAAUCUAUUUCUCCUUGUUCCUCUGAAGAAUCCGGUGAAGAAAUUGAUAAUGAUUGUACUUCUUCUGCUUCUUCAAUAUCUUCUUCCCCUGAAAAUUCUGCUGCUUAUAUAAAAUCUUCAAGAAGGUAUCAACCCCGCUCUCGAAGGCGUGCUUCCAUUAUCUCCACCACUCUAGAUUCUGAACAACGUGAACUUUUAUUAAAAGUUUUACUACACGCUGCUGAUCUUAGUAAUACUGUUCGUCCUUGGGAUAUUUCUAAACGUUGGUCCGAUUUAGUUGUUGAUGAAUUCUUCCAUCAAGGCGAUCUUGAAAAACAAAAUAAUCUUCCUGUUUCCCCUAAUAUGGAUAGAAAAAAAGCUCAUCAAUGUCAAAUAAGUCUUGGUUUUGGUGACUUUGUUGUUAAACCUUAUUUUGAAGCUUUUGCUUCAUUCUUACAUGAAGCUACGAUUUUUUUGGACAUUUUGGCUGAAAAUCGUAUUCUUUGGGAUGAUAUGAAAAAUGCUCCUCCACCUCCUCCAACAUUAUUAACUCCUAUUCCUGAUGAAUCGGAAUCGGAAUCUUCUAAUGAGGUUAACGACGAUGAUUAUUGUCCUAAAGGACAACGCCGUGUCAGUUUAGCUGCUGGUUUAUUAAUUAUUCCGGAUGAUAUACAAGAAAAAUUACGCUUAAUGUCUUUACAACGUCAUCCUAAACAUCACAGAAAACUAAAACGUAGUCUAUCUGGUCGUUCAUAUACAGGAAUGAAAAAAUCUUGUGACCCAAAUUCUACCAAUGAUCAUGAUGAAAAUUCAUCUUCAACUUUAAAUCCAUCUUCAUCAGAUUUAAUAACUAAACCAAAUUCAACAAAUUCACAUUACACUAAUGGCAAAAAAUCUAAUAAUCAGAAAAAAUUGGGUAGGAUGAGACGUAGUAGUUCUUUAGAUCAUAACAUGAUUAGACAAAUAACUUCUUCAUAUGGUACUGGUGACUCUCAACCCGAGCAAAGGGUCGUUGUAGCAGGAAGUUAG
Molecule: messenger RNA, 1596 nt
Organism: Racocetra fulgida
Lineage: Eukaryota; Fungi; Glomeromycota; Glomeromycetes; Diversisporales; Gigasporaceae
Source: the annotation of a GenBank genome assembly